AUGCUCGAGCGAAUUGAUGAGCAAACCGCAGCGAUGUCACAACGCAGUGAGCGCCUCAAAAUGAUGAAGCUCCAGUAUCAAAUGUACUUUGCGAAAUUGGUGCAAAAUCAAACGUUGCGCUGCAUACAGCAGACGGCUACAGCACCAACAGGACCAGGGGCGAUGACACCCAUACCUGUAUUGGUGCCGCCGCUCCAGACCUUGGCCUCAGCAGGCUUGCCAGCUCAGCAAUGGACUUUCGCCAUGGCCACGCCCACACCCGCUGGCAUGGUAUUGACGACGCCCAGAGGUGCCGCUGACUUUAUGCAGUUUGCUGCUCCGACUGCGACCGUUCAACAACCUUUGUACAUGCCACUUUCGGAGUUCGCACGCCCGAAUGCCAAUCUAUACGACCUGCGCGCCACGUUGCGUGCCUUCGACAAUGAGAACGCUGAUUUGCCGCCUCGCAUAACGCCGGAGCUGACAGGUGAAUAUCAGGCAUCGCCAACAACAACAACAGCAACAUCAGGAACAGCAGCAACAACAACGGCAUCAACUGCCAGAGACAAAAGUUUGCCAGAGCUGAGCAGCACAUCAAGCACACGGGCAACAUCCUCGUUGACAUUUGAUAAAUUGCCAAAGGCGGAGCUGCCCGAUGAUGCCGAAGCUGUCGCAGCUGAUGAUGUGGGCCAACCGCAAGUGCUGCGAAGCAGCAACAAUAACAAUAACAACAGCAGCAGCAACGGGCCAAAUUCACGCGUGACUAAAGCCGAGCAUGAAAAAUUGUCAAGCAUCGCUGCUGUCAAUAAUGAGCCUGAGUCAUCGAUGUCGAUUUCGAUGUCGGCGCCCAGGCAGGAGUGGGGACAAUCGCACAUUGAGGAGAAUCCGCUCGCAGGUGGGCGAACAGGUGAGGUGACAGAUAUUUCCCCCCACUUCGAUGCAAACUUGCUAGACGAAAUCAAAGCAAGUCGUGACGCCCUGGAAAAAGCAUCGGCUGCGGUUGAUGAGCAGCUUGCCCGGAGUAAUCAAUUGUCGCCACCAACAGCAACAACAACAGCAACAACAAUAGCUAUGCGUGCUGAAAACUUUGCUGCUGAGCCGCCAAUAACGACGACGAUGAUGAGUAAGCCCGGCAUGUCGCUGGAGAAUAUUGAAAAUGCCAUUUACGGUGAACGUCUGACAACAACUGCAACAACAGGUCUAUUCGAGAAUUUGGUAACAAAGCAAGAGGUAAAGCCAAUUGAAGAGUUCCCACCUGAGCAGCCACCCCCAACGCAUGCCGAUGUAAGUCAUAUUGAUUUUGGCCAAUACGACAACAACAACAGCAACAUUAGCGAGCCCAGCUAUGCGAGUAUAGAUAGCGGACACCAACAAAAACAGCAGCAGCAGCAGCAAGAGCCGAUUUACAGCGAAAUCGGAAAUCCCACAGACUAUCAGCAAUAUGCGACGGACGCAACAGAGGCGGCAGCGGCACAAGCAACAACAGCAGGUAUGGCGACAGAUGGCAUGCAACAGGACUAUUCCAAUAUUGAUUAUAGCAACUACGACGCCACUGAGUAUGCAGCAGCUGGCUAUGAUCCCAAUGCAUAUCCCGGCUAUAUUUACGACGAGGCCAGCGGUCAAUACAUUGCCGAUCCCAAUGCGCCACAAUAUGAGGCCGAUGGCAGAUACGCUGGACAGGAAUAUGAUGCUGCAGCCGCAACCGCAAACUACGACUAUAAUGCCUAUGCCGAACAGGUGUCGACGGAGCAGCCGGCUGAGGGCUACAGUGCCGGAGCUGCAACAACAACAGCAUACGCUGAAGAAGGCAGUAAUAAUGCCGAACUGGAAGCCGAGUCAAUGGCAGCGACAACCCUGGCCAGCGAUGCCCCGCCUGCUGAAGUUGGCGCUGUUGUUGCCAAGCCUGUCAAACCUACAUCGAUACUUGCGACGACAGACAAACAAGCGGCGCCUAAUGAUGCACAGCAGCAACAGCAGAAGAAGAAGAAGCGCGUUAAUUUCGUUGACAGCAGCGAAACGGAUGAGAGCUCAAGCGCGAAACCAGCACAGGGUGUUCUGGGUAACCAAACUGCAAAAACACCAGCAACAACAGCCACAACAACAAGCACACCAGCGGCACCUUCAGCGCCAACAGUAGGGGGCAGCGAGAGUGAUUUCGAUUUUUCAACAGGCAGCGAGGCGAAGAAUUAG
This is a messenger RNA of Scaptodrosophila lebanonensis, 2169 nucleotides long. Its product is annotated as nuclear pore complex protein DDB_G0274915. Lineage: Eukaryota; Metazoa; Arthropoda; Insecta; Diptera; Drosophilidae. The record is from RefSeq and is a predicted model, not a curated record. The transcript has 6 exons. Bases 1 to 2169 code for a protein of 722 amino acids.